Messenger RNA from Exaiptasia diaphana, 766 nucleotides. RefSeq names its product peroxiredoxin-6. Gene Ontology annotation, molecular function: peroxiredoxin activity. The record is from RefSeq and is a predicted model, not a curated record. Lineage: Eukaryota; Metazoa; Cnidaria; Anthozoa; Actiniaria; Aiptasiidae. Gene Ontology annotation, cellular component: mitochondrion; cytosol. Gene Ontology annotation, biological process: cell redox homeostasis; cellular oxidant detoxification.
GUGGGCCAUUUUGUUCUCUCACCCUGCUGACUACACACCAGUUUGCACCACAGAACUUGGUCGUGUUGCWCACCUUGARGGUGAAUUCAAAAAACGUGGAGUAAAGAUGGCUGCGCUAUCAUGUGACGAUGUUGAGUCUCACAAAGGCUGGAUUAAAGACAUCCAAGACUACAGCAAACUUAAAGGAGACUUCCCUUAUCCCAUCAUCGCUGAUCCCAAGCGUGAGCUUGCUGUUCUACUYGGAAUGGUUGAUCCUGAUGAGAAAGAUGCCAAGGGCUUGCCACUGACAUGCCGAGCUGUUUUCAUCAUUGGCCCUGAUAAGAAGCUGAAGCUUUCCAUUCUCUAUCCAGCCACAACAGGACGUAACUUUGAUGAGGUGCUUCGAGUCAUUGAUUCACUCCAACUUACUGCCACAAAGAAGGUUGCAACUCCAGUUGAAUGGAAGAGUGGGGGUUCAUGCAUGGUCCUACCUUCCAUCUCACAAGAAGAAGCCCCAAAGAUCUUCCCAAAAGGAGUUGAAGUCAAGGAAAUGCCUUCUGGCAAGAAGUACAUGAGGUUCACCCCUCAACCUUGAAAGACUAGGCCAUUUUGAAAUUCUGAAUCGCACCUGCACUUGACAAUAUUAUUUAAUAUUAUUUAAUAUUAUUUAAUAUUUUUUGGUUAAAACUGGAUGAUAACUUGCACAAAGUAGGACUUAACAUGGAAAGAAUUGAAUUCAUCCGUAGACAUAUGGAGGUCCAGAAUUCAUUAAAAACGUUUUGCAUGA